Racocetra persica is the source of this 327-nucleotide messenger RNA. The record is from the annotation of a GenBank genome assembly. Lineage: Eukaryota; Fungi; Glomeromycota; Glomeromycetes; Diversisporales; Gigasporaceae.
CAUAAGUGUUCAACACCUACUACUUUCACACCAAUUCCCACAUCAACUAUUAUUCCUUGUUGCCAACCUGGUAAUCCUGCAUUUCAAUCUCGUGCUCCUAUCACACUACAUUCAGCUGUUCAUGGUACUUCUGUUCCUAGUGCCGGUGGAGAUGCACAAAAAUGUUGUGAAUCUUGUUUUAAUGAUUCUAAUUGUGCGCAAUGGCUCCUUGCUGAAGAUAGAUGUAUUAAUUUUGGGCAUGAUGAUGCUUGUAAUAACCCCGUAACACCACUUGGACCUCUUGCAACAAAUGGAGGAAUUCUUCGAUGCUCAGAUGGUUGUUUAUAG